Punica granatum (pomegranate) is the source of this 2575-nucleotide messenger RNA. The record is from RefSeq and is a predicted model, not a curated record. NCBI's taxonomy places the organism in Eukaryota, Viridiplantae, Streptophyta, Magnoliopsida, Myrtales, Lythraceae.
CAAGUCAAAUGGAUUGCAGACCCUUCCAUUUCCAUUUUUCCUCUUUCGGCCGCUAACUCCAGUGAGUUAGACCAUUAACUAUGGAUCUCUGAACCCCACUGCCCCGCCGCAUCAGAUCAACCAUCCCCCGACCUAGCCCCUCCGCCGAAUCGGAAACCGAACCCCUGCGGCGGCGCCACCUCCGCCGCCGCUGUCAGAACCCCCCCUCUCUCUCUCCUCCACCGCCAGCAACCCCACCCGCAUCGGAAAAUGCCUCCGCCCGGCACCACCUCCUUCCUCCUCCUACUACUAUACACCAUCCAGUUCUCCGCCGCCAACUCCGCCGCCCCGAUCCUGGGACUGGACACCUUCCUCAACCACCAGUACCGCCGCGACCCACAAGCCACCAAUGACUCAUUCCUCUCCCUGCCCUCAUCCCUCAAAUCCUCCCUCUCCCACCUCCACCCGCCGUCCUCCUCCUCCCUGAUCUCCUCCCUCCUCUCCCUCACCCUCUCCCUCCCCGUCCAUGUCCGCCUCGUCGGCCAUUCCUUCCCCUCCGAUUCCUCCUCCCUCCUCUCCUCUUUCCUCUCCGCUGCCUCCCUCCCUUCCCACCACUUCCACGUCAUCUCCCCCUUCACCUCCCAGUCCCACCGUCUCUCCCUCAGCCACUCCCCCCACCUCGACGUCUCCCAUGCGCCCUCCCUCGCCUCCGCCCUCUCCGACGCCCUCAAGGCGGAGGUCGCUAAAACCCCGUCUUCCCUCCGGUCCUCCCUCCUCCCGAUCCCGCACUCCCUCGUCGACGAGAUGGUCCGGCACGACUUCGAGAAGCAGAAGCCCGUCGAGGGCGUCUACAUCUAUUUCCUCAAUCUCGGCCCUCAAUCGAAGCCCUAUGCCUAUUCCUACACCCCGGGCGACUCCUCCCCCGGGUUCACUAAGUGCACCGGUAGCAUCUGGACCGGCAAGGACCGGUACAUCUGGGUCGACUUGGCUGCGGGGCCGGUUGAUUACGGGCCUGCCCUUUCGGGCGAUGGCGUGCUCCCACGCGGCGAAUUCCACCCCCUAGCAGCGCUUCAUGGGCGGCCCAAGUCCCACAAGGCCCUCCUUGCGGAUAUAGCGUCUCUUGUCUGGAGCGCGUAUGAGGUAUUGGUUGUCCCUCCCUUGAGAAUCCCUGUCCCGUUCGAGAGUUCGUUGAUUGUACAAUUUGUUCAUGUCUUUAGUGGUGAAAGCAAAGACUUGAAUGGGUUGGAUUGGAAAAACAUUGAGAAAGUAUUCAUGGAUGAGGUCAAUGAUGGAGCAUUGCUGUUGGGUGAUCAGUCACUGAGGUUUAAGCCUUACUCUGUGAGCUACAAGGAGUGCUCGAUUUGUUCCUUUGCGAUUUCGAAGUCAAUCAAUUCAUACACAUCGAGGUUCUUGUUCGAUAAUUAUACCUUGAUUGUGAGCGAGUAUCUGGACUCGAAGAGGUUGCACCAAAUACUAUCUGAUUCGGCCGAGGAGUUCCGGAGGGUUGCAGAGAUCCCGGAGGAAGAUGAUUUCGGCAGGGUUCUCCCUGUUUAUGUGUUUGAUUUGGACUACAGCACGAUGCUGUUGCUCGAUCGGUACCACCAGUCAGUUUCUUUCAAGGAUAUGGUGAUUGCUGUUAGAACAAAGAACACCCAAACUGUGAGUGAUUAUAACUGCAAUGGGCGUCAUGUAUUUACUCAGACGAGGGAGCUCGAGAGGCCACUCGUGGGCUCGAUACUGCAGAGCAUGUGGGGGGUCUCCCCUACCCAUUUGACAUGGAGCGCGCGGCACAAUAGUACAUUAGUUGAUUACUCUUGGAGUGUGGGACAGACUCCAUUUGGGCCUUUCUCAGAGAUGUCGACCCUGUCCUUUGCCCAGAAGGACGCAGCCCGAAGAAAUGUGUUGCUGACUUCUCUAAAUUAUAGUAUAUCGAGUGCAAUCGAUGUUCUUGAUUCCGUGGCUGCUCAUGGUGGGGAGAGGAAGCUAUUGAAGCAUAACCAAUAUGUUGAGUUUGUGCAGAGGUGGAGCUUGUUCAAGUACAAGCUUGACAAGGCUGUCUCGGCUCUGUCACACUUCGACUUUGAGCUCGCCCUCUACUAUCUGAGGUCAUUGGAUCACGAUCUCUAUGGGGCCCACGCCAUUGUUUACCAUGCCUCCCAGGAAUUAGAGGCCUCUCUCGCCUGUUUCAAGGACCCACCUUUUCCUUGGGCCACAGUUUCAGUUUAUGCGGUAUGUGUUGUUGCUUUUAUUUAUGUGUACAUGAAACGUGACAAGCUCUUUAGGAAUAAGAGGAAGCAGUUUUGAUGACGAUGAUGAUUGAUGCUCGGAGGAUCAAAUCUCUGGCUUGUGUAAAAUCAGAAGGAGAGAGGAUACAUGUAGUUGCUUAGAAAGUUCUAAGUCUAUUUCAGUCAGAAUACUUACUUCCAGCUCUCUUCGUGCUCGGAGACUGACCUUUACCUUUUCUUGUGUCUCAUCAUUUCGAUGUUCUGUUGAAAUUUCAUGAUUCGCUCGAUCAAUGUUGCAUAUCUCUGCGAGCACCCGUACUUACUCUUGAUUUCUUCAUUUUAUAUGUAGAAAUCUAAGUCUUUCGGCAAGA